AUGACAAAUGGUGGCGUUCAAGGACCUAUGGAGAGUUACAAUUCACUGGAGGAGCAUUUGCACGCUUUGAGCACAACACAAUAUCCACCCACCACGGUUGGCUACGUACAUCCGAAGUGGAUUGAGCCGUACUUUGAUCCGUCGACGCCGCGCAAUGUCACCGCAUUAAUGGGCAAAUCGGCGUAUUUGAGUUGCCGCGUACGCAAUUUGGGCAACAAAACGGUCUCGUGGAUACGCCAUCGUGACAUACACAUACUCACCGUGGGCGCGUACACGUACACGUCGGAUCAGCGUUUCCAGGCGACACAUCAUCAGGACAGCGACGACUGGACGCUGCAAAUAAAAUGGGCGCAAAAACGCGACGCUGGCAUGUACGAGUGUCAAAUAUCAACGCAGCCGGUGCGCAGCUACUUUGUGCGGCUCAACGUUGUGGUGCCAACAGCGACCAUCCUUGGCGGACCCGACCUUCAUGUCGACAAAGGCAGCACCAUAAAUCUUACAUGCACAGUGAAAUUCAGCCCAGAGCCGCCGGCCUACAUUUUCUGGUAUCAUCACGAGGAGGUCAUCAAUUAUGAUUCGUCACGUGGCGGCGUUUCGGUAAUUACCGAAAAGGGCGAUGUUACUACGUCAUUUCUGCUCAUACAAAAUGCCGACUUGGCCGAUUCGGGGAAAUAUUCCUGUGCGCCCUCGAAUGCCGAUGUGGCCAGCGUACGCGUUCACGUACUAAACGUUCGGCCCAUCAUUUCAGGUGAACAUCCGGAGGCGAUGCAAACCGGCUCAUCCGGCUGUCAGUUCAGUUGGCUAACAAUUUUCCUGCUCGUCGCCGUCGUGCUCGGCUAUCAGCAGCAAAGUUUCGUACUCAAUGCAGCGAGCGUUGUCGGCACAACAACAACAACAACAACAAUAGCAGCAAAAUCAAAUGUAAGCGAGAGUGUGGUUGUUGCAGCCCACAAAAGCGCAACAACAAUAACAAGAGCAAAAAGCACAGUUAACCGUCAAUUGCCGCAUAUAACGCAAACAAUGGAUGAUGUAACUGUAGCAACAACAAAAACAGCACUACAUACAACAACUGCAGUGCACAAAGCUGAAAUGAUAGUAAAAACAACAAAAAAAGCAGAUUUACUGACGGCAGACAUAUAUGUUGCACUUGCAACGACACAGAAUGCAAUAACGGAUCAACAAAACAGCAACGACAUAACAAAGAAAGAAGCUGCAACGACUGUUGCAUGCCCAACAACAACAACAACAAUGCGAAACUUGCCUGCAACCAUGUCAACAAGUUCAAGUGUGUCCGGAAAGGACUCGCCUGCUUCCAUUACUUUGCCAAAAGCAACAACAACACAAAUGACAACAACAACAACAAAAAGUUGCUGCAAUACAACGAAUAUGCCCACCAGCCCAAACGCCAAGAGUCACAACGAAACGACCGCCGGCAAUGCAACUACCCAGUUGCAGCGCACACAGGCAAAUAGUAGAGGCAGCGCCACGCCCACCACCUGCGGCGUCAGUGUGAGAAGCACUAAGCCCAAAAUCGACUGCAAUAAUAUGAUAAACAAAACUGUGACCAAAAGCGGCAAUGCAAAUUUCGCUCACUUUUGCAACAGUAGCAGCAAAAACAACAACAACAAUAGAGGGGGCAACAACAACAGUAGGCACACUGCAACAGCGACUACGGACAGCACAUGCUCAAAAAGUCAUGUGCCAAACGUCAGCGGCAGCAAUACCAACAACAAAAACAGCGUAAAUUGCAACAACAACAGCAACGUAAAUUGCAACAACAACAACAAUAACGUAAGUUGCAACAACACGGACAGCAGCCGUCAUACGAUGUGCCACCACAACGGCUACGAUGUCAGAUGAUGCGUUUGUGUUGCUGGACAGCGGCCCGUGCAUUGAUAACGGUAGUACUCGGAAUCUUAAAUGGAAAAUUUUCAUUUCAAUUGCAAAAUAGUGCGGUCACAAAGCAAUAGCUGCGUAAAUUGCUUGGCAUUUAUGAGGCUACAACAACAACAAACACCUCGCCGUCGGCUCAUGCCGUAAGAGCGUAUGCAUACUUAAUAGUGGGACUAUGUGUAUGUGUUUGAGUGUGUGUCGUAGUAGCCUGCAAUUGUUUUAUCUGCCAAUACUUAAGAGCGCGCUGAGCACCGUUGUCAUUCACAUUGAAACUUUCCAUUUUCGACGACGAAUUUUUAACAAGAAAUUUUAUUUCGAUUUCGAAGCAUGG
Messenger RNA from Bactrocera tryoni, 2224 nucleotides. It is a transcript of the gene dpr6, whose product is annotated as peroxisomal membrane protein PEX14. NCBI's taxonomy places the organism in Eukaryota, Metazoa, Arthropoda, Insecta, Diptera, Tephritidae. The record is from RefSeq and is a predicted model, not a curated record. Gene Ontology annotation, cellular component: neuron projection membrane. Gene Ontology annotation, biological process: synapse organization. The coding region runs from base 1 to 1860 and encodes 619 amino acids. The transcript is spliced from 5 exons.